AUGCCGAUGUACAAAAUGUAUGCUUCUCUCUGUGUGGCUGCGCUUUUUGGGCUUCCUGCAGUUCAUGCUUUGAUACGGGAGAAUAGCGUCGGCAAGCUCCCAGCUUUAGGAUGGAAUUCAUGGAACGCCUAUGCUUGCGAUAUAAACGAAACCAAGAUAGUGGCAGCAGCCAAUGCAAUCGUAAGCCUUGGUCUCAAAGACGCCGGCUACGAGUACGUGAACAUCGAUGAUUGCUGGGCAGUGAAGUCAGGUCGCAGCAACACCACCGGCGAACUCCUUCCCGAUCCCGUGAAGUUUCCCUCGGGUAUCUCAGGCGUCGCCGACACUGUCCAUGGCCUCGGCCUGAAACUGGGUAUCUACGGAAGUGCAGGUACAGAAACCUGCGCUGGGUAUCCCGCGCAAAUCGGCCAUGAGAUGCUCGACGCCUCGACCUUCGCCAGCUGGGGCAUUGAUUAUUUCAAAUACGACAACUGCUAUGUACCUGCCAACUGGAGUGAUCCCUACAUCGCCUGCGUUCCCGACCACUGGCAAACUGAUGGGCCAUUCCCCAACGGCACCUGUCCAGUAACCAAUACCACCGCGCCCGCAGGAUAUGACUGGGGCAGCAGUCCCACGGCCCACCGAUACGCCAUCAUGCGCGAUGCGCUCCUAGCCCAAAACCGCACCAUCCUCUACAGCCUCUGCGAAUGGGGCGACGCAGCCGUCGACACCUGGGGCAACUCCACGGCCAAUUCCUGGCGCAUGUCGGGCGACAUCGACCCGUCCUGGUCCCGAAUCGCCGAGAUCCUGAACGAGAACUCCUUCCAGCUCAACUCGGUCAAUUUCUGGGGCCACAACGACGCCGACAUGCUGGAGGUUGGUAACGGUGACUUGACGCUACAGGAGACGCGCUCGCAUUUCGCGUUCUGGGCGGCUAUGAAAUCGCCAUUGAUCAUUGGUACGGAUCUCUCUGUCCUCCCGACGGAUCAUGUCGAUAUCUUGAAAAAUAAAUACUUGCUUGCGUUCUCGCAGGACGAGGUCUUUGGAGGACCAGCGACGCCGUAUAAAUGGGGUGUGAACCCGGACUGGACCUUCAACUAUACGAACCCGGCCGAAUACUGGAGCGGGCCCUCCACAAAAGGAAUGCUAGUCCUAGCCCUAAACACACUGAAUGAGACGGCAGUGAGGGAGAUCAAGUGGAAAGAGGUGCCGGGGCUAGAAAAAGGCUGUGAUAGCUUUCAGGUUACGGAUAUUUGGAGCGGUAGGGAUCUGGGCUGCGUUUCGGGGGGGAUCAGGAAAAAGGUGGAGGCUCAUGAUACGAUCGGCUUUCUGGUGGGGAAGAAAUGUGAGGCUUGGGGUUGGAGAUCUUAG
Molecule: messenger RNA, 1350 nt
Organism: Amorphotheca resinae ATCC 22711
Lineage: Eukaryota; Fungi; Ascomycota; Leotiomycetes; Helotiales; Amorphothecaceae
Product: glycoside hydrolase family 27 protein
Exons: 3
Coding region: 1-1350 (449 amino acids)
Biological process (GO): carbohydrate metabolic process
Molecular function (GO): hydrolase activity, hydrolyzing O-glycosyl compounds
Source: RefSeq, a predicted model, not a curated record